CCAUCGCCAAUUUAUCGCCGCUGUGACGAAGAAUAGUGUGUAAAACCUUGUAAAAUUGGUGUGAUUUCGCAUUCUAAAGCCUGUUUAUUGCGGUGAAAAGUGGAUAAUAAGUGGCGCUACACCGGUGACCACGCAAUUCAUGCCGAGAGCAGCCAGUAAACAAACGCUGCCGAUGCGCGAGAUGGCGGACUUGGAUGCAGUGCACCUGGGCCUGGACGAGAACGAAGCGGACAUCGCCGAGGAACUCCAGGAUUUUGAAUUCAACACAAGGAGUGAGGCUUCUGAGUCCAAUUUAGGGGAUUCCUCGGACUCGGAACCCAGUAUCAGUUCGGUCAGCACCGCCACAUCCUCAUUAGUGGGCAGUAGCAAGCGAAAGACCAAGAAGCAGUCGAAGGAGAGUCCUCCACCUACGGUGGAGGCCAAAUCUUCCAAGUCCUCAUCCAAAAACAAAGGCAAACGGGAGCCCACUCCGGAGGAGCUAAAUGGUGGGAAGAAAAAGAAGCGCACGGGCAGUGAAUCCAAAAAGGCCUCUGUCUCCGAGUCCUCCGAUAAAGCAAAGGCCAAGUCCCCGCCAGCCGAGGAACGCCAGCCGCCUGCAAAGAAGUCGCGCAGCAAGAAGCCCUCCAGUACCACCGAUUGCGGUGGCCACAAGAGCGAUGUGAGUGAGGCGGAGGACGAAAAACCAGCUCUUCCAGCUCUGGAGUCAGAUAGCGAGUCCUCCGACUCGGACUCGGGAACCCAGCAUAAAAGAAACGGAGGCAAUGGAGGCGGCAAUGGCCGCGGAAAGCCCAGUUCCAAGAGCUCCACGCCGGAGAAGGAUUCAGGCGGCGGUGGGUUGCAGUCCCAUUCGCAGAAGGGCUACGACUACAUGACGAAGCUGAACUAUCUGUUCCGGGACACGCGAUUCUUUCUCAUAAAGUCCAACAACAGCGACAACGUCCAGCUAUCCAAGAGCAAGAACGUGUGGGCCACCCUGCCGCAGAACGACGCCAAUCUUAACCAGGCCUUCAAAGAGGCCAGAAACGUGCUGCUCAUCUUCUCGGUCAAUGAGAGUGGUAAAUUUGCAGGUUUUGCCCGGAUGUCGGGCCCGUCCCGACGGGACAUUCCUCAGGUGGCCUGGGUCCUCCCGCCGAGCAUUUCGCCCAAGGCGCUGGGCGGCGUCAUCGAACUGGACUGGAUCUGUCGCAAGGAGCUGUCCUUCAACGCCACCCUGCAUCUGCACAACACCUGGAACGAGGGCAAGCCGGUGAAGAUCGGUCGCGACGGCCAGGAGAUCGAGCCCAAGAUCGGCGGUGAGCUGUGCCGCCUCUUUCCCGAGGAUGAGCAGAUCGAACUCACUCCAAUACUCAAGAAAUCCAAGGAGACGGCCCGGGUGAUGCGGGAGAAGGGCAUUCACGUGAUCUACAAGCCGCCCCGGAGUCUCUCGUCGCGUGGCCACGGAGGAGGAGGUGGUCGCGGCGGAGGCAGGGGAGCCGGUCACGACCAGCUGGGUCCGAUGCGUCACAAGCGCAGCUACCACGGACCACCGCACCAUCGCCCGUACCGUCACCAUCAUGGCAUGGGCCUCCCGCCGGGCGGAGGCUUCAAGCGAAGCGGAUCUCCCUAUCGUCAGAUGGGCAGCGGUGCAGGAGCACCUCCCGGCGGACCUGGCGACAUGAACAUGCCGGCGUGGGAGCGCUACAUGUCCUCGGCUGCAGCUGCUGAAGCUUAUGUGGCGGACUACAUGCGCAACAUGCACGGCCAACUGCCGCCGUUGCCCUUCGUUCCUCCAUUUGCCCAGCUGCCGAUGGCAGGAGCUGGCGGGGCAGCAGGUGCCCUGGCACCGGGCGCAGCGGCCGCCAUGUACGAGCAGCUGCCGCCACCGGUGCGGUACUACGAUGGACCGGGUGCACCCCUGCCGGAUUAUCCGCCUCCCCAGCGGCCACCACCACCGGGCUUCGAUAAGGCGCCGAGCUACGAGGAGUUUGCCGCCUGGAAAAACGCCGGCCUGCCCACAGUGCCACCGCCGGGCUUCCCCGUCUACGGCGGAGCACCCAAUGGCGGUAGCAAUGGAGCAGGAGGCGCAGCCGGAGCCCAGGCGGCGGCUGCUGGCGGGGGGAUGGGAGGCGGAGGAGGUGGAGGAUCCGGUGGCGGCAUGGGUGGACCCGGCGGCUAUCGGAAUCGGGACGGCAACAACGGCUCCGCGGGCGGUCGUCGACGGGAGUACGGAAAUCGCAGCGGCGGCGGCGGAUCUUCGCGGGAUUCGCGACCGUAUCGCGAGCGUGGCGGCGGCGGCGGCCAGCGAAGCUAUCGGGACAACAGGCGCUAGGCUAUAUCGAGGUCGUGCUCCUGGCCUCGCUAGAAUCGGAAAGUGUAAUCCUAAUCCUCUCGCGUGUGAAAAUGCAAUGAGAAAUAUUGAAUGCGUUACGGUAUAAGCGAAAAGUUAAUAUGAUAAAACCGCUGCAAAACCCUAGACCUUUUAAAGCCGGCUAUCGUCUAAAGUCGAUACAACUCUCUGUCCCCCUCUUUCUCUGUCCCGCUCACCAAAACACCCCCACCACCCACACUAUGAUUAAAACAAACUUACGACUUAAGCAAAUUUCAAAACAGCAGAGAUCUUAAUGCUAAUUAAAUAUUUUAAACUACAAAAAAAAAAAUACAAAAUGAAAGAGAGAUUAUGUGAACUUUAUUUACCCAAAACCAAAAAUAUAUAAAGAGCGAGAGAAAGAGACUUUAAAGAGACGCCCAACAACAACAACCACAACCAACAACAACACCAUGAACGAACUUAAGUUAACAUGAGAUCAGUGAUCAAUCAGUGAUGUGUGUAUCGUGUGUGCCAAACCCCAAACACAAAACCCCAUUCUCCAACACCCCCGAACCCAUUAAAGUUCCAAAAACGAGAGUUGGACGCAGCAAAAGCCACCUAAAUCAAAUGUGGGGAUGCGUCCCCCAGAAAGACUUUCAAAGACCUAAACGGAGCCCAGCUCUAAAUGGGGAUUAAGAGUAAUAAUCACUGCUACCUACCUUCAAAGACGAGGGUCCAGUCGUUUCGAUCCGAUCCAAGCUUCCUUAUACGUAGUAUAAAACUAAUGCAAUCAUAUUUAACACUUACAUGUCUUGCCGACAGAAGACCAUAUUUAUCCCAGAAACAGACACACAUCCGCCCACAUUUUGGCCCGGAGUUCGCUCUCCGGGUUCCUUUGGCCCUGUAGAAAUUCGAACCGUAGCAAUCCGAACUGUUUGACCCUCGAGUUGGUCACCGAAUCCCCCCAUCGAUUCCACUCAAUGACUGCCACAUUUUCACGCUUUACCGGAGCAUUGACUGCGACAAACACUCAAACACACUUUUCCGGACAGACAUAGGGAGUUUGCUCUGUUUCUUUGCAGGAUCUGCUGGACUCUUUGGACCAUGGAUACAGCUGGGAAUUACAUUACAAAAUUGAUUUGGAGAGAGACAUUAAUGGAGAAAGAUGCAAAAUAAAGACUGAAGCUGAUUUAAAAUAUA
Molecule: messenger RNA, 3487 nt
Organism: Drosophila rhopaloa
Lineage: Eukaryota; Metazoa; Arthropoda; Insecta; Diptera; Drosophilidae
Gene: Ythdc1
Product: YTH domain-containing protein 1
Biological process (GO): mRNA splicing, via spliceosome; regulation of alternative mRNA splicing, via spliceosome
Cellular component (GO): nucleoplasm
Molecular function (GO): mRNA binding; N6-methyladenosine-containing RNA reader activity
Source: RefSeq, a predicted model, not a curated record